This is a messenger RNA of Benincasa hispida (wax gourd), 1120 nucleotides long. Its product is annotated as nifU-like protein 3, chloroplastic. Gene Ontology annotation, biological process: iron-sulfur cluster assembly. Gene Ontology annotation, cellular component: mitochondrion; chloroplast stroma. Gene Ontology annotation, molecular function: iron ion binding; iron-sulfur cluster binding. The record is from RefSeq and is a predicted model, not a curated record. NCBI's taxonomy places the organism in Eukaryota, Viridiplantae, Streptophyta, Magnoliopsida, Cucurbitales, Cucurbitaceae.
AAACUUUUAUAUUAACCCAACUCAAAAAAACAUGGAGAUGGUUGAAUUUAUCCACAUUCUUCCAUUUCUCCUUCCCAAUUUCCAUCCACAAAAAAAUUUCCCACACUAUUGAAGAUCUUGAUCUUCAUCUUCAUCACCCAUUCACUGUGUUUCCCUUCAGCUAAACCCACAAUCUAAAUCCCCAUUUGCAGCACACACCACAACGAAAUGACCUAACUCAUCACUUCCUUUAUCUCUUUAGGAUACUUAAUCGCUUGCAUUUCAAUGGUGGCCGCUUUCUCAACUCGAGCUCACCCUCUCAAAUCAACUCCAAUCGCUGCAACUCUGUAUUGUUCACCGUCUGAACCAACUUCACCUUCCCAUUUGUCGCUCUUCAAGACUUCGUUCUUUAGAGGUCAGUUUUGUAGCCGGCGCUUUCUUCGAUUCAAUUCAAGUUGUACUCAGAGACGUCAUUUAGGGAAUGUGGUAUCACCCAGUUGUGUUCUUCCAUUGACUGAGGAAAAUGUGGAGAAAGUGUUGGAUGAAGUAAGGCCAAGCUUGAUGGCUGAUGGAGGGAAUGUUGCUUUGCAUGAGAUAGAUGGGCUUGUUGUGAUAUUGAAGCUUCAAGGAGCUUGUGGUUCUUGUCCAAGCUCAACAAUGACACUCAAAAUGGGAAUUGAGACCAGACUCAGAGACAAAAUUCCUGAAAUUUUGGAAGUUGAGCAGAUCAUGGACACUGAAACAGGACUUGAACUCAAUGAGGAAAAUGUUGAAAAGGUACUUGCAGAGAUUAGGCCAUACUUGGCAGGCACAGGAGGUGGAAUUUUGGAAGUAAUUGAAAUAAAAGAUUAUGUUGUUAAGGUGCGGCUGAGUGGACCUGCUGCUGGGGUUAUGACAGUUCGAGUUGCUCUCACACAGAAAUUGAGGGAGAAAAUACCAGCCAUUGCAGCUGUGCAGCUUAUAGAGUAGAAUCAGCUUUAAUUCAUAGAUGCUUGAGUUAAAACUUGUAACUUCUUUUUCUUCUUUUACUUAAUUCUUUUUUAUUCUUACAAUUGUAAUCAGGUUGCUGUUGUGGUAAAUGUUGAGAAUAGAGAAUAAUGUAUUAAGGGUUCUGGUUGAUUGGAAUUCUCUGUUGCAGCCA